This is a messenger RNA of Dovyalis caffra, 486 nucleotides long. The record is from the annotation of a GenBank genome assembly. NCBI's taxonomy places the organism in Eukaryota, Viridiplantae, Streptophyta, Magnoliopsida, Malpighiales, Salicaceae.
AUGGGCCAAGUUCAAGAAUUAGUCCCAAGUACAAGGGGCAACGGUGACCGCAUCAAUUUUAAGAAUCCACAAGCAUCCACACACAGGAAUUGGUCCAAUGCAAAUGCAUGGUGCGCAUCUCCCGGAACCCUUUUUGCCUCUUUUUCACUCGACCUCGUCUCUCUCAAGGAAUGCUUCAAAGACAAGUACAUGUGGAUUUCCACCAUUGAAUUCCAAGUGAUACCCACCACAAAAAGGAACACAAGUAGUGGCAAUAUUGUUCUUCGCUCAUCAAUGAUCAACCCUAAACUCCAUUCCUCUCCUAUAAAAAGCCAGUACGAUCAAAACCCAUUACCGACAACACAUUGCCCCUUUAUUUUCCCUUACCUAAAGGCCCCUCUCAACAAGCCCAUCUUCUCUGCCAAAAAAGAGGAGUCAUAUAUCUGGUUUGUGCGUGGAUCUGACUCCAUCACAACCGUCCAUUGCACGGCCAUCCAAUGGCGUUAG